This is a messenger RNA of Haplochromis burtoni (Burton's mouthbrooder), 2694 nucleotides long. RefSeq names its product DENN domain-containing protein 4C. The record is from RefSeq and is a predicted model, not a curated record. Gene Ontology annotation, molecular function: protein binding. Gene Ontology annotation, cellular component: cytoplasmic vesicle; ESCRT I complex. Gene Ontology annotation, biological process: regulation of Rab protein signal transduction. NCBI's taxonomy places the organism in Eukaryota, Metazoa, Chordata, Actinopteri, Cichliformes, Cichlidae.
CGCGUGUGUGCGUGCGUGUGUUGGCGGAUUCCCAUCACAACCAAGAUGGCGGCGGAGCGGACAGCCGGCUCGGCACAGUGAGUGACAGGAGAAGCAGCCUCGGUCAGUUGGACAGCUAACAGUUAGACUCUGAGGGGGAGAAAAAUACAAUAACAACGCAUCCCGCACCGUUCAUCUCACCUUCUGUAAUGCAACAGCGUCGGUAGAAGCCAGACACCGUCCGAAGUUGUGUGCGAGGACUAAUCUGACGUUCACAAGCGGGGUAGUUGGCGGGGAUGGGAAAUGAUGGAGGACAAAGGCCCUCGUGUAGCCGACUACUUUGUGGUGGCUGGUCUGACGGACCCGUCCAAGCCGUUGGACCAGGAGAUCCACUUUGAUGAUGUCUGCCACAAGACGGCCAGGCCUAAGGCACCCAUCACAGAUGUGGCAGUGGUGAUCCGCUCAGUGGGGGAGGAGGUGCCGCCAGGGUUCACAUGCAUAGAAACAACACCGACAGGCCAAUCGGCUGAUCUUAACAACGGUGCCCUCAUGGCGCCGCAGAUCUUAUUGUGCUACAGGCGAGGUCGUGACAAGCCACCGCUAACCGACUUGGGUGUGCUGUAUGAGUGGAAGGAGCGUCUGAAGCAGGGCUGCCACCUUAUCCAAACCACACCUUCUGGUCGCCCAGCCAACAUCAGUGGCAAUUCCUCCCAACGCAUCUACAUCACCUACCGCCGGGCUCCCGAGAGCCAGCCGCACGCCGCCUUGGCCGUCACAGAUGUCUGCAUCAUCAUCCCGAGCAAAGGGGAGACCCCACCACACACUUUCUGCAAGGUGGAGAAGAAUCUCAACAGCAGCAUGUGGGGAUCCUCAGUCUACCUGUGUUACAAGAAGUCUGUGGCCAAAACCAACACAAUAGCGUACAAAGCAGGUUUAUUCAGCAGAUAUCCAGAGGAGGACUAUGAGUCAUUCCCUCUGCCAGAGUCUGUUCCUCUCUUCUGCCUUCCCAUGGGGGCCACAAUUGAGUGCUGGCCAGCUAACACCAAAUACUCCCUCCCUGUUUUUUCCACCUUUGUCCUCACCGGAGCCUCUGGAGAGAAGGUUUACGGUGCUGCCAUUCAGUUCUAUGAGCCCUACCCACAGGAGUGCCUGACCGAUCAGCAGCUCUCCCAGCUGGGUCUCCUGAUCCCCGACCCUCACAAACCGUCUCCCUCCAGCUGUAUGGCCGCUGGCACCAGCAGCACCGCAAACGGCAGCCCGCGCUCAGUCUACACCAACAAGUGUAUCUGCCUGCUCUCUCACUGGCCCUUCUUCGAUGCUUUCCGCAAGUUCCUCACAUUCCUCUAUCGCUACUCCAUCUCAGGCCCUCAUGCCCUGCCCAUUGAGAAGCACAUCUCGCACUUCAUGCACAAAGUUCCCUUCCCUUCUUCUCAGAGGCCUCGCAUCCUUGUGCAGCUUUCCCCUCAUGACAGCCUGAUGCUGAGCCAGCCGGUCUCUUCUCCAUUACCGCUCAGUGGUGGUCGAUUUUCCACACUGCUCCACAACCUUGGGCCAGAGAACGCUGUCACCUUGCUGGUGUUUGCUGUCACUGAACAUAAGAUCCUGAUCCAUUCACUACGCCCGGCCGUACUGACCAGUGUUACUGAGGCUCUCGUGUCUAUGAUUUUUCCGUUCCACUGGCCCUGCCCGUAUAUUCCUCUGUGCCCCCUGGCGUUGGCUGAUGUGUUGAGUGCCCCCUGUCCGUUCAUUGUAGGCGUGGACUCUCGCUACUUUGAUCUUUAUGAUCCCCCUCCGGAUGUCAGUUGCGUGGACCUGGACACAAACACCAUCUUCCACCAUGAAGAUAAGCGAGCCCUCACAUGGAAGAUUCUGCCAAAGAAAGCUUGUAAAAACCUAAUGAAUGUGCUGAAUAAUCUCUACCAGCAGCUUGUUGAUGGUCAGUACCGACCAGAUGGGCUGCUGGAGCUGAGCAUGAGCGAUUCGUCAGAGUUGAGCUGUGGGAAGAGUCUCCACACACUGGAGCUAGAGAUCCAGGAAGCCUUUCUGCGCUUCAUGGCAGCAAUUCUGAAGGGCUACCGCUCCUUCUUGCGCCCCAUCACUCAAGCGCCUUCAGAGAAAGCCACAGACGCUAGCUCACUCUUUGACUUGCAAGGGUUCUUGAAGAGCCGCGACCGCUCACACCAGAAGUUCUACUCCCUAAUGACGAAGACCCAGAUGUUCAUCCGCUUUAUCGAAGAGUGCUCCUUUGUCAGCGACAAAGACGCCAGCCUGGCCUUCUUUGACGACUGUGUGGAUAAACUUUACAAUUCAGAGCGGGGUGCAGAUAAAGGAGGCAAGGUGGACAGCGACAGGCCGGAGGAGACCCGGCUUAUAGAGAUUGAUGAAUCCCAGCGUAGUGAGCACACAGUCUUCAUCACGCCUCCAGAGCUGCCUCCUCUGCCCGAGGGAGAGGAGCAUCCACUAUGCUACAGGUAUGAUGGUUUCCCAGUGUUGAGUUUAGAUCUAUUUGACCCCGUGGAAGGUCUGCAGACGCCCUCCUCCCGCCUCGCUGCCAGGCACAGCUGUCCCACCAGCCCUGCCCCCAUGUUUAGACGCACCAAGCAGGAGAUCAAAUCAGCCCAGAAGAUUGCUAAAAAGUACUCAUCCAUUCCUCAGCUGUGGUCCAAGUGCCUGCUGCGUCACUGCUACGGCCUGUGGUUCAUCUGCCUGCCAGCA